Molecule: messenger RNA, 1071 nt
Organism: Alternaria burnsii
Lineage: Eukaryota; Fungi; Ascomycota; Dothideomycetes; Pleosporales; Pleosporaceae
Exons: 3
Coding region: 1-1071 (356 amino acids)
Source: RefSeq, a predicted model, not a curated record
AUGGAGCAAGCGACACAGCAGCAAUCGCGCCCGCGCGGUCUCAGCUUUCAUAGUAACAAGAGCAACAAGAGCCGCGACAACGCAACCCCCAAGAGCCCGUCCAAGACCAAGCACGAAAGAAAGGCCAGCGACCACUACGACCCAAACUCAAAGGCGAACCCCAACGCCGCCAUGAAUGAGCAGCAGCCCAUCGCUGAGGCCCUCACCAAGCCCACCCUCGCCUCUCUGCGCUCCUUCCAGCAUACCGACACGGCCGGUAACCCCAUUGCCGAUCCCGAUCUCUCCAACCCCACACGUUCGCGAUGGGAGCGCCCGCUCGACACAAUCCGCUCAUUCGAGGCUGCCAUUGAUGGCGAAUACAGACGACGCGCCCAAUCAAUGCGCGCCGACCAGACUGAUGUCAUGAGCGGCUACGGAAGCCGACGGAGCAGCUAUUACGGCGGCGGCGGCGGCGGCGGAUACAAUGACCAGAACCGCUUCUCGACCGCCAGCGGCUACUUUCCCCAGAGGCAAACCCAGCGUGACAGCUACGCCGAUGGCUAUGGGCAGGGUGGACCUGUGGGCGGACCACCGCGGUUGCGAUAUGGCAACCGCAUGCAGUCUGACCCGGGAUGGAACACGAGACAAAGUCAGCAAGGUGUUUAUCCCAUGAACGGCUACCAACAGUCGCGCGACACAGUAAACACCAACGGCUCGAAUGGAAGCCACAGCGACGGCCUAUACUCAAACGACCCAAGCAAUAGCGAGAACAGUUCCAUUGAAAGAGGCAUCCCCGUGCAACCACCACAACAAGAUAUGGGCUCACAAUACGGAUUUAAUGGAUUCGGAAGAGGCCCCAUUAUGGAGGAGUAUGCACAGGGGCCACCACCGCCAGCCCACGGCAUGCCUUCACAAAACAGCAUGGCACCACCACCUCCCAAACAUGCCACGCAGGCAGCACCAAUCAAACUCGGCGGCGGCAGUGGGCCACCGGCCACGGAGAACACGAGGCCGGCCAUGCUGUCUAAGAAGAGCAGCGAUGCAGGCGACAAGCGCAAGAGCUGGUUCAAGAGGCGAUUCAGCAAAGAGUAG